UUGCGCCAUGUGUGCUGCUCGGCUAGCGGCGGCGGCGGCCCAGUCGGUGUAUGCCUUCUCGGCGCGCCCGCUGGCCGGCGGGGAGCCUGUGAGCCUGGGCUCCCUGCGGGGCAAGGUACUACUUAUCGAGAACGUGGCGUCCCUCUGAGGCACCACGGUCCGGGACUACACCCAGAUGAACGAGCUGCAGCGGCGCCUCGGACCCCGGGGCCUGGUGGUGCUCGGCUUCCCGUGCAACCAGUUUGGGCAUCAGGAGAACGCCAAGAACGAAGAGAUUCUGAAUUCCCUCAAGUACGUCCGGCCUGGUGGUGGGUUCGAGCCCAACUUCAUGCUCUUCGAGAAGUGCGAGGUGAACGGUGCGGGGGCGCACCCUCUCUUCGCCUUCCUGCGGGAGGCCCUGCCAGCUCCCAGCGACGACGCCACUGCGCUUAUGACCGACCCCAAGCUCAUCACCUGGUCUCCGGUGUGUCGCAACGAUGUUGCCUGGAACUUUGAGAAGUUCCUGGUGGGCCCUGACGGUGUGCCCCUACGCAGGUACAGCCGCCGCUUCCAGACCAUUGACAUCGAGCCUGACAUCGAAGCCCUGCUGUCUCAAGGGCCCAGCUGUGCCUAG
Pan troglodytes (chimpanzee) is the source of this 613-nucleotide messenger RNA. It is a transcript of the gene GPX1, whose product is annotated as glutathione peroxidase 1. Gene Ontology annotation, cellular component: cytosol; mitochondrion. The record is from RefSeq and is marked validated. The transcript has 2 exons. Lineage: Eukaryota; Metazoa; Chordata; Mammalia; Primates; Hominidae. Gene Ontology annotation, biological process: glutathione metabolic process; hydrogen peroxide catabolic process; response to hydrogen peroxide. Gene Ontology annotation, molecular function: glutathione peroxidase activity.